Caenorhabditis briggsae is the source of this 2574-nucleotide messenger RNA. RefSeq names its product Protein CBR-DLK-1 (gene Cbr-dlk-1). The transcript is spliced from 8 exons. Lineage: Eukaryota; Metazoa; Nematoda; Chromadorea; Rhabditida; Rhabditidae. Gene Ontology annotation, biological process: protein phosphorylation. Gene Ontology annotation, molecular function: JUN kinase kinase kinase activity; ATP binding. Bases 1 to 2574 code for a protein of 857 amino acids. The record is from RefSeq and is a predicted model, not a curated record.
AUGAUGGCUGCAGCGGGAAAUGCCUCUAAACCUAGCCUAAAUAAUUUUUACGCGGAAGGACUGGGUCAUCUUCGGGAAGGACUUUUCUCUUGUUUUCGACCAGUUUUAGGAUACUUCGGAGGAAAACCUACACAAGAAAUUGAGAAAACUGAAGACGAAGGAUGGGAAAUUCCAUUUGACGCAAUCUCUAACCUAGAAUGGCUUGGCUCGGGGUCUCAAGGAGCUGUUUUCCAUGGACAAUAUGAAAAUAGAACUGUUGCUGUCAAAAAAGUCAAUCAACUAAAAGAGACUGAAAUCAAACACCUUCGACAUCUUCGGCACAAAAAUAUCAUCGAAUUUCUAGGAGUUUGCUCGAAAAGUCCGUGCUAUUGCAUUGUGAUGGAAUACUGUCCAAAAGGGCAAUUAUGUACAGUACUCAGACAAAAGAAUCUUAUCACGCGUCAAAUGUUCUCGGAUUGGGUUAAAGAAAUCGCAGAUGGAAUGCAUUAUCUUCAUCAAAAUAAAGUCAUUCAUCGAGAUUUGAAAUCACCAAACAUCUUAAUCUCUGCUGAAGACUCUAUCAAAAUUUGUGAUUUUGGAACAUCCCAUCUACAAAAGAAAAAUGACAGUACUAUGAUGUCAUUUUGUGGGACUGUAAGCUGGAUGGCUCCUGAAAUGAUCAAAAAGGAACCUUGCAACGAAAAAGUCGACGUCUAUUCAUUUGGUGUUGUUCUUUGGGAAAUGCUCACUCGAGAAACCCCGUAUGCUAACAUUGCUCAAAUGGCGAUUAUCUUUGGUGUCGGAACAAACAUUCUUAACUUACCAAUGCCAGAAGAAGCUCCACGUGGGCUAGUACUACUCAUCAAGCAGUGUCUUUCCCAAAAAGGCCGAAACCGUCCGUCGUUCUCACACAUUCGUCAGCACUGGGAGAUAUUCAAGCCAGAACUGUUCGAGAUGACAGAAGAUGAAUGGCAGGUGGCUUGGGAUUCAUACAGAGAAUUCGCAAAAGCCAUUCAGUACCCUUCUACUGUAACUAAAGAUCACGGUGGACCAAAAAGUGCGUUUGCCAUGGAGGAGGAGAUGCAAAGAAAGCGUCAUGAACAGCUGAAUCAUAUUAAGGAUAUCCGUCAUAUGUAUGAAGCCAAAUUGAAACGAACUAACAAAAUGUACGAUAAACUGCAAGGAUGUUUCACAGAGCUUAAAUUGAAGGAACACGAGUUGGCGGAGUGGGAAAGAAAUUUAGCAGAACGAGAGCAAAUGCAUGUUUAUAACAGUCCAAGAUCCAUGUCAGCUGCUCCAAGAUUUCAACUUCGUGGAAACUGCUAUCCUAACGAAGCUUAUGAGGAAAUGUCAUCAGAUGAGGAUGGUCAGUGCCCACCUUGUCGAGGAUCACCAUAUCGAAAUUCGAACAUGAGCACGUCUUCUGGUGCUCAAAGCUCACCAUUUUCAAGGCAAUCUUCAUGUAGAAGCAGUGCUGGUCAACAAACUCGAAGAAGUGAAGGGGCCAAUGCUCAGAAAAUCUCCCGAAACGAUUUGUUGCGGCAUUCAUCAUCCUACUGGGAAACAAUUGGAAACAGAGGAUCUCCAGCAAGAGGAUCCGGAUUCUCACAAGACUCUGGAGUGUGGAGUGCUGGAGUCAGUUCCAUGGCAAUCAAUGGAGGAGUACAAGGCGGAGUACCCGUCACCUACGCUCAAACCAUUUAUCGAAACGGGGAAGGAAGAUGGUCGGACGGGCGAAUUGCUUCACGUCGCCGUGUGUCUUCAUCUGCCAACAAGAACUUGCCGCCUGUUUUCUUUACACGAGACAGUCCUUCUCGUGUUCCUCACGGUGUGGUCAAUCACUCUGCUCCAAGAAGCAGCUCGAAACUCAACCGCUCAUCGUAUCCAUCUCGAAAUGCUCCACAUCAACUGGAAGACGGGUGUUGUUGCAACCAUGGCCGUGUUCCACGAGCGAAAUCUGUUGCGGUGUCCAUGGCAACUCGUGGGAGAUCUCCAACACCAUACGACAACGAUGCUUCAGAUGCUGCAGAGAAUCCUGAUAUUCACUAUGAACUGCAAAUUCCAGAGACUACUUCAUAUGACGAGGCGUUGAAGUCAAUUGGAGAAACAGACGAUGUAGAAAUGGAUGCAGCUAAUGGCGUCAAUCCUAUUUAUUCCUCUCCAAUAACUACCUAUAACAAUCCUUGCCAUGUAAACUAUGAAAAUGUGACAGAAGAGAAUGCUAAUGACAUUGAUCUGACUUCUUCUAUGGAUUCAAGGAGAUCAAGAGCUGAUGACGCAGACGUGGAAUCGUCAGAGGAUGAAGGAAAUGGAAAUAAUAUUCUAAACACUUCGAUGGAGUCCGAGGAAUUGAGGUACAGAAUCGAUACAUCGCAAAGUACUAUGAUGAGCUCUUUGGAAAGAAGCCUUGAGAUUGGUGCUACUAGAUCCGAUGGACUGAGCGAUAACGAACGGAGGGUUCAGGCUGUGAAGCACAGCAUUAAGACACACAGAAGAACAUCCUCGAACCCUCAAGCUAUCAUUCAUCAACGUAUUGAAGAAUAUUCGUCGUCUGCCACAGAAGAUAGUGAUGACGCUGGAGCCGUCAGAAUUUGA